Molecule: messenger RNA, 1798 nt
Organism: Sus scrofa (pig)
Lineage: Eukaryota; Metazoa; Chordata; Mammalia; Artiodactyla; Suidae
Gene: CD300LB
Product: CD300 molecule like family member b
Cellular component (GO): plasma membrane
Molecular function (GO): transmembrane signaling receptor activity
Source: RefSeq, a predicted model, not a curated record
GCCAGGGAUCGAACCUGCAUCUCAGAGACAACGUCUGGUCCUUAACCCUCUGAGCCACAAUGGGAACUCCUAAACUCCAAGGCCUCAUAGACCAGAUGCCUCUGACCCUUCUGCAGAUAAAUCUCCCACCCCCGCUCACCCGGCAAAGCCCUCUCACUUCCUCUUUCCUAUGUUGUGAGGGCUUUCAUGCCCUGUGACCAGCCCUGCCAUGAAAGGACUCUGCUUUUGCUGAAUAAUUAAAAGCAGGAAAUACUCUCUCCAUAAAAGGAAGCGAAUGAUUAAGAAAUUCAAAGGUAAUCUGGACAAGCAGAGGGUGCAAGCCUGUGCCCGGGCAGAACUUCCAGAGUCCACUGGGAGCCGAGUGUGCUUUGCAGGCGUAGGUUGGAGGGACUAUGUGGCUGCCCCCGGCUCUGCUCCUUCUCAGCCUCCCAGGCUCUUUCUCCAUCCAAGGCCCAGAGACCGUGAAAGGCCCCGAGUGGGGGUCGGUGACCGUGCAGUGUCAGUACGACCCGGGAUGGGAGACCUACAGGAAGUGGUGGUGCCGCGGGACCAGGUGGAACACCUGCAGGAUCCUCAUUCAGACCCAAGGAACAGAAGAAGAGGUGCUGGGGGACCGUGUGGCCAUCAGGGACGACCAGCGACACCGCUUGCUCUCAGUGACCAUGUGGCAGCUCCGUCGAAACGACAUGGACAUUUACUGGUGCGGGAUACAGAGGACCGGGGUGGACCUGGGCUUCCGAGUUCAAGUGAUCAUUGACCCAGAGGGGACGAUUCAGACCGAGUCAGGAAGCUGGUUCUCCAGGAAUAUGGAUAACAGCCGUACAAACGAGUCCUCCAAACCCUACAUCAGGACCCACUACGUGCUCCUGGUGUUUGUGAAGGUGCCCAUCUUGCUGGUCUUGGUCGGCAUCGUGCUCUGGUUGAAGGACCCUCAGAGGGACCCCGAGGAGCCAAGGGGACAGCCCAUCUCUGCAAACUUAUCCUCUGACCCUCUGACCAAAGUCACAGCCCUUUAGACUGGCAGGUGAGCAGAGCCUUCCAACCCUGGACCCCACCUCCAGAAGAGGCACGGCCUUGGAAGAAACACCUCUGAGUGGUCAGGAUGCAGUGACUGAGGCUGGGGACCCUGGGGGCUGCCCGCCCUGCCCUGCACACCUCUCAGGGACAUUGCUCUGGCCCCUCCUGCUGUGUCGUCCCUUGUUCCCGCUUUCCGGGGAGCAAGUGCCCCGCCUUCCACCUCACGGGGUCAGGGCUCAUGUUGGGAGCUGCUGGGACGGAGCCCAAGUUCAGACGGUCCUGUCCCCACUGCCGGAAGAAUUCAGGUGCAGCGCCGGGGACCACGGCACAGAGAGAAGCCACAGGGACUCGAGAGAAGGAGAGGGGCGGGGCCUGCCCUGUCCCCGGCUCCCUGCAUCCCUGCGUCCAGCUCUGCACGCUCUCUGUCCGAGCGCCUGAUACAUGGGCUUUUCAAUCUUUUUUCCUGAAGCUAAUCAAGUUGGGGUUUGAUGGCUUGAGCCCGUGAGAAUUCUGACCCAUACACGCACACAUGUGCACACACAUGCUCGUGUGCACAUACACUCACACACACACAGACGCAAACCCUGAAGAGGGUGAUUCUGUGGCAUGUCCUGGUUCUGGGCAUGAAAGUUUGGACUCACCCUCUUCCCAGAGAGGACACUGUCCUGCCUACACAGGGCUGAAGAGGGGGCCCAGUGCUGGUCUUCCUCCCCCCGUCCCCCUCCUGCUCCCUCCUCCUCCUCCUCCCCCUCCCCUCCCCCUCCUCAUUCUUCAUCCUCCC